This is a messenger RNA of Prunus avium (sweet cherry), 1253 nucleotides long. NCBI's taxonomy places the organism in Eukaryota, Viridiplantae, Streptophyta, Magnoliopsida, Rosales, Rosaceae. The record is from RefSeq and is a predicted model, not a curated record.
UGCAGCUUACAAAAUGCUUCUUCUUUGGGACCCUUAAUUUCACUACUCCAAUUCAGCUCUCUCCUUUGGCUUCAAAUGACGAAAACAAAGCUUCAACUCAUCUUCCUCUUUAGCAUCUUCAUUGUCUUUCAGUGCUUCUCUCUUGGGAAGUCAUCACAUUUUGAACUGGAGGAUAACUCUUGGCUUAAUGAUGAAGAUGAUGAAGUUAACAUGGUUCAGAGCCAACAAAAUUCAAGGAACAGAUGUGAUUUUUCGGUUGGCAAGUGGGUUUACGAUCAAUCGUAUCCUCUCUAUGACUCUAGUUGUCCAUAUCUGAGCACUGCAGUGACUUGUCAGAAAAAUGGAAGGCCGGAUUCCGACUACGAAAAGUGGAGGUGGAAGCCAAACAGCUGCUCCAUUCCUAGGUUUGAUGCAUUGAAAUUUCUUGGAAAAAUGAGAAGGAAAAGGAUAAUGCUGGUGGGUGAUUCUAUAAUGAGGAAUCAGUGGGAGUCUCUAGUCUGCUUGGUACAAGGAGUAGUUCCAACUGGUCGAAAGAGAGUGACCUACAAUGGUCCUUCCAUGGCAUUCCAUGCAAUGGACUUUGAGACAUCAAUCGAGUUCUCAUGGGCUCCACUCCUAGUAGAAUUGAACAAAGGAGCUGAAAAGAAGAGAAUUUUGCAUUUGGACUUGAUAGAAGAGAAUGCAAAGUAUUGGAGAGGAGUUGAUGUUCUUGUGUUUGAUUCUGCUCACUGGUGGACUCAUUCUGAUAAAUCGAGUUCGUGGGAUUAUUACAUGGAGGGACACUCUCUCUAUACAAAUAUGAACCCAAUGGUUGCAUACCAAAAAGGACUCACUACAUGGGCUAAAUGGGUUGAUUUAAACCUAGACCCUCGUAAAACCCGAGUAAUUUUUCGAAGCAUGUCACCUAGGCAUAACAGAGAGAAUGGUUGGAGAUGCUAUAAUCAGAAGCAGCCUCUAGCUUAUUUCAGUCACCAACAUGUUCCUGAACCAUUGCUAGUAUUGCAAGGUGUAUUGAGAAAGAUGAGAUUUCCAGUAUAUCUUCAGGACAUAACUACAAUGUCGGCUUUUCGAAGAGACGGGCACCCUUCUGUGUACAGAAGGGCAAUGGGGCAGGAAGAGAGGCAGCACCCGAGGGACUUUUCCUCUGACUGCAGCCAUUGGUGCCUACCUGGGGUGCCUGACAGUUGGAAUGAGAUUCUGAGUGCCUUGCUCUGAGUAUGACUUUAAUAUGAACUUCUAGGUAAAGUUCGUCA